CAAGAAGAGGACCGGCGAUUUGCCGAGCGCUUGCAGGAGGAUCUGCUCAUGCCGAAGGACAGUGGGCAAACAACCGCCUUGGCACGAAAGGUCGUCCUAUCGAUCUGGACCGCAGCACGUCGUUCUCGAAAGCUCCGCGAAGGGCUCGCGAUUCUUUCGGGCCAUGGUCGUGCCGGCAAACCAACCUUGAAGCCGAAAUCUCACCAGAAAGAGACCUUCGAUGCAGCCAUAGCCCGCCAACUCCAGAAUGAAGAAACACAAGCCCAAGAAGAAAGACUUCGUGAAGCAGCUUCACGCACCCGCGACUGCGCAGUCUGUGGGUAAUGUGCUUGUCCUUGUAGAGUGCCAUGCGAGGUUCUGCACUGUGGAUGAGGGAUCCUACCAUGAUGAUGAGACUCGUGAGAAGUAUGAGUACCGCACCGGCAGGCAGAAGGAGAGGGAUGAGGUGGAAGGAAGAUGAGGCUAGUGAGGAGGCAGUUGGGAAGUUGAUGAAGAGAAU
Macroventuria anomochaeta is the source of this 499-nucleotide messenger RNA. RefSeq lists its product as uncharacterized. Lineage: Eukaryota; Fungi; Ascomycota; Dothideomycetes; Pleosporales; Didymellaceae. The record is from RefSeq and is a predicted model, not a curated record. The transcript has a single exon. The coding region runs from base 248 to 460 and encodes 70 amino acids.